AUGAAACAAGUACCUCUGGCUUUCUGUUUGAUGUCAAAAAGACGCAAAAUUGACUAUAAGAAGACAGCCUACCGAAAUGACGACAUAGUGCAUACAUUGAUCAGGCAGGCCCUGGCAUUGAAUUUUCUGCCGGCGGAGCACAUCAGACCUGCCUUAAAGAAACUCCAAGAAAGAGUUACCUGUGCACCAGCGUUGGUCGAACUCCUAGAAUACAUAGAGCGGACCUGGUUGAAUAACGAUACCUGGACACCUCCAACAUGGAGCGUUUUCAAACAGGCAAUCCGAACCAACAACGAUGUGGAAGGAUGGCAUAGAAGGCUCAAUGUAAAGGCAGUGGAAUCAAAGCCAUCCAUGUACAUCUUGAUCAAGAUGCUACAUAAAGAAGCAUCUCUUGUGCCAAUACAGUGUAAAAUGGUUUCUGAGGGAAAACUGAGAAGGCGUUGCCGAAAGAAGACUGGCACACUACAGGCGAAGUUGUUCAUUUUGUGGGAUAAAUAUGAAGCAGGGGAAUUGACAGUGAGCCGCCUCAUGAAAGAAUGUGCCAAACUUUAUGGACUUUAGAUGCAAUGAACUUAAGUGCCAAUAUAAUGUUCUGGAAAUUAUAAAUAUUUAUUUUGUUACAAUAUAUUGAAUAUAGUUAAUGUAGAGAAGUAUGCAGUUUGUUAUCCGUCGAACAUAUUUACACAUGUACGUGUUUGUAUUAAUUAAUUCAAUAAAAAAAAUCACUGCAGCUUAUAAUGAAAGAAAUAAAAUGAGUUAUUAAACAU
Gigantopelta aegis is the source of this 767-nucleotide messenger RNA. RefSeq lists its product as uncharacterized. The transcript is spliced from 3 exons. NCBI's taxonomy places the organism in Eukaryota, Metazoa, Mollusca, Gastropoda, Neomphalida, Peltospiridae. The record is from RefSeq and is a predicted model, not a curated record. The coding region runs from base 1 to 561 and encodes 186 amino acids.